AUCGGACGUUACCCGUGCGCCCGUCCCUUCGUGUCCUGAUGCUCAACGUCGGCCUCGUUUGAACCGGAGAAUGUCACUUUCUGUUAGCACUGGAGGGGGUGGCACUUCGUUAGCGAACAUACCUCCUAGUCCGUACCCCAGUUUACCACCCAGUCGUCAAGAAACACCCCCAAAAGUAUCUCCUAUCGGCGGUCUACUGGGUCGUGUGAGGCAACGGAGAAGUAGCUUUUUAUUAGGGGUUGCUGGUGGUAGGGCAAGUGCGGGUGCGUGGGCGUGUGGGGACGUGAAGAAGGAAGGUGUAGAGGCUCGGACCGUGGAGGCGGCUUCGAGUGGAGUUGAAAGCCAGCAGCUAACCCAUCCCUCGACUGCGUCAAGUCCGCCAGGUAACUCCCAAGAGGUUACCGGUUCGUCGUCAUCCACUGUGACACAUGUGCCUAGUCAGCCCGCGCCGACCGAGGCUCCUCCCACUGUCACGAGCUCAAUGCCAAUCCUUCAGGAAGCCUCAGGAUCUAUGACGAUUGAAGGACGUCGGAUGAGCUUGCGGAAGAGGAAACGUGAGGAGACGCAUUGUCCGACCAGUGAGGAAUCUGAGCAUGGCGCUAGUAAUGGCGCCAUCGUACCUGGCAUGAAGGGCAGCCCCUCGCUUGAGACCAGUUUACAGGAGGCAGGUAUGUACUCAAACAUCUUCUCUCACCAAGUCCCGUUUGGAUUACCGAAUAUUGAUCAUUUGUUACUCUGUAGAAUCAGACGAAGGCGAGAUGUUGCCAGAUAAUGGUCGCCGCCAGCGCCGAAAGCGUUCGCACUCAGGGAUGACCGUUCACGAUCUUUUCGUUGAUAGGGGUGCUUCUGC
Messenger RNA from Cantharellus anzutake, 850 nucleotides. RefSeq lists its product as uncharacterized. Lineage: Eukaryota; Fungi; Basidiomycota; Agaricomycetes; Cantharellales; Hydnaceae. The annotation marks the transcript as partial. The transcript has a single exon. The record is from RefSeq and is a predicted model, not a curated record.